Molecule: messenger RNA, 1414 nt
Organism: Anoplophora glabripennis (Asian longhorned beetle)
Lineage: Eukaryota; Metazoa; Arthropoda; Insecta; Coleoptera; Cerambycidae
Product: serine protease 7-like
Exons: 6
Coding region: 152-1267 (371 amino acids)
Biological process (GO): proteolysis
Molecular function (GO): serine-type endopeptidase activity
Source: RefSeq, a predicted model, not a curated record
UUCGCCUUUCCUAAAUGUUUCAAAUCUGUUGUUUGUUCUUUAAUGUGUACUAUCAUUAGUUAUACCUAAGUUCGGUGGAGCGAAUCGUGAGAGAUAAUAGUUCAAAGAUUAUCAGCGGGCAAUAUAUGUUAAAAUUAUUUAUGGUUGCAAAAUGAGGUGGUCAGGCAAGUGGUUCUAUUUAUGCUUAAUUUUUACUUUUGGUGGACUGCUUUCUUUUAAUGGAGGAGGAUACGCGACUGUACAUGCAAUGAUUAUAGCAUGUGAAACGCCGAAUAAUGAUACUGGAAUUUGUCUCGAAAUUCGAAUGUGUCCUGUCCUCUUCAAUCAACUGAUGAACAAGGAAUCCUGGCCAUUUUUACGAGCUUCCCAAUGUGGACAAGAAGGAGAAACCACACCAAAAGUAUGCUGCGGAAAAUAUGGCAACUUCAGAAAUGUCAACAAGAAUAUUGCGGAAGAUGAUGUUUUACCGAAACAUUGCGGUCGUCAGGAAGACCUGCUUCUCCACGACAGAAUAAUAGGCGGUAGAAGAGCUUCUAUAGGAGAAUAUCCUUGGAUGGCUCUUCUGUUGUACAGAAAUAAGUAUGGUCAAAAUGUUCUUGGAUGCUCUGGUUUUUUGAUACAUACCAAAUACGUCGUCACAGCAGCCCAUUGUACACAUGCCAAUGUUAUUAAGCAAAAAGGACCGAUAGUUUCGGUUUUGCUAGGAGAACACGAUAUUAAAACGAGAACAGAUUGUUCAGGAACAGUCUGCGUCAAAAACAUUCAAAAUAUUAGGAUCGACAAAAUGAGCACACAUCCUGAAUAUAAUCCAACUGAUAUAUCGCAAUAUAAUGAUAUAGCCAUUAUACAAUUAAAGGAAAACGCCCUUUUGACAGACUAUGUCCAACCCAUUUGUCUGGUAGAUGACGACAAUGAAACUCCUGUUAGUUAUUUCUUAAGUGGAUGGGGUAGAACUGAAAACAACUCGUACAGCAAAGUGAAAUUGUUCGUCCAAAUAUCGGCGUUCAAUAAAACGAAAUGUGUAGAAAAAUAUUCUUCAAGCAAUAUCAAACUCAAGGACACUCAGAUAUGUGCCGGGGGUGAAGAUCAAAAAGAUAGCUGCAGUGGAGACUCCGGAGGCCCGUUGAUGAUAUCCAGUGAUGACCAAACCUGGUAUGCUGCGGGGAUUGUGAGUUUUGGGAUGGGGUGCGGGAUGAAGGGAUGGCCUGGAGUGUACACGAACAUAGCCAAGUUCCUGCCCUGGCUUAAGUCUGAAAUGGCACAAUAGAACCAAAACUGUAGAAAGCAACAGCACCAUAGACUCGGUACGCAGAAAAUUUGUUGCUUUGCACACGAUACUCAAGACGAAAAAAUAUAGUUUAAUUAAUUAAAUUAAUGUAAGUACUACCGGGUGUCUUGAAAUUAAUGCAACAAA